UUUGGUUAUAUAUAUCAAUCACUAAAUAAUACAGUUUUAUCAGAAGUAUUGUAAUGAACUAUAAGUUUGUUUUUUUUUUUUUCUGAGAUGGAGUUUCACUCUUGUUUCCCAUUCUGGAGUCCGAUGGCACAAUCUUGGCUCACGACAGCCUCCACCUCCCGGAUAAAUGACAUGAUUUUUAAGACAAUUUUUUUGGUUGUUUUACUUUGGUACUGUAUGUUGUGGUCAGCAUUAUUCUUUUAUUUAUGGACAAUCACCUCUUUUAAUCAUCUCUCACUCAUCAGAGUUUCAUGUGUUGAUUUUCAGUACCUCAUUUUGCUUCCUAGUCAAGUCUUGUAAGAGAUUUCCUCUUUCAGGUGGCAGGGCUGUUUUCUUCACAUUUGAGUCUCUACAGUUGUUUGGAUCAGUAGUUUCCAAAGUUCACUAACUCCUGGCCAUACCUUAUUAUGUUAUGGGGUGCUGGUUAUCCAAGGGAAACACUUUUUUAAACAACAACAAAAACCCUUACCAGCAGUCCAAAGUAAUUUGUGUUCCUAAAAGUUGAAUAUGGAAAGUUAAUUUGCUUGUUUGAUGUGGUCGUUGAGAAAAAGACAUAAAAGCUUUGAUGAUGAUUAUGUGAGCAACCAAUAUAAAUACAGUUUAGUCGAAAGGAACACUAUUAAGGUAUUGUUUCCAGGCAGAAUUUCAGAAAUUUAAUUCAUCAAAUAGGAUUUUUUAAAAAGACAUCCAAAGGUUAUAAAAUUAUUCAGAAGUAUUUUAGGUCUGAAGCUAUAAUAGUUGACUUGAGCAAUUAACUCUUGAAAGGUGAAUGAUGAAUAUGUGGUUAAUUCUUACUUUUGUCCAUUUCUAGCUUACAAAACACUACACAGCAAAAUAAUGAUCUGCUAGACUGCUAACCCGAGCAUCCAGCUUCCACAAUGCCUGUGCAGGCAGCUCAAUGGACAGAAUUUCUGUCCUGUCCAAUCUGCUAUAAUGAAUUUGAUGAGAAUGUGCACAAACCCAUCAGUUUAGGUUGUUCACACACUGUUUGCAAGACCUGCUUGAAUAAACUUCAUCGAAAAGCUUGUCCUUUUGACCAGACUGCCAUCAACACAGAUAUUGAUGUACUUCCUGUCAACUUCGCACUUCUCCAGUUAGUUGGAGCCCAGGUACCAGAUCAUCAGUCAAUUAAGUUAAGUAAUCUAGGUGAGAAUAAACACUAUGAGGUUGCAAAGAAAUGCGUUGAGGAUUUGGCACUCUACUUAAAACCACUAAGUGGAGGUAAAGGUGUAGCUAGUUUGAACCAGAGUGCACUGAGCCGUCCAAUGCAAAGGAAACUGGUGACACUUGUAAACUGUCAACUGGUGGAGGAAGAAGGUCGUGUAAGAGCCAUGCGAGCAGCUCGUUCACUUGGAGAAAGAACUGUAACAGAACUGAUAUUACAGCACCAGAAUCCUCAGCAAUUGUCUGCCAAUCUAUGGGCCGCUGUCAGGGCUCGAGGAUGCCAGUUUUUAGGGCCAGCUAUGCAAGAAGAGGCCUUGAAGCUUGUGUUACUGGCAUUAGAAGAUGGUUCUGCCCUCUCAAGGAAAGUUCUGGUACUUUUUGUUGUGCAGAGACUAGAACCAAGAUUUCCUCAGGCAUCAAAAACAAGUAUUGGUCAUGUUGUGCAACUACUGUAUCGAGCUUCUUGUUUCAAGGUUACCAAAAGGGAUGAAGACUCUUCCCUAAUGCAGCUAAAGGAAGAAUUUCGGAGUUACGAAGCAUUACGCAGAGAACAUGAUGCCCAAAUUGUUCAUAUUGCUAUGGAAGCAGGACUCCGUAUUUCACCUGAACAAUGGUCCUCACUUUUAUAUGGUGAUUUGGCUCAUAAAUCACACAUGCAGUCUAUCAUUGAUAAGCUACAGUCUCCAGAGUCAUUUGCAAAGAGUGUCCAGGAAUUGACCAUUGUUUUGCAACGAACAGGUGACCCAGCUAACUUAAAUAGACUGAGGCCCCAUUUAGAACUUCUUGCAAACAUAGACCCUAAUCCAGAUGCUGUUUCACCAACAUGGGAGCAGUUAGAAAAUGCAAUGGUAGCUGUUAAAACAGUAGUUCAUGGCCUUGUGGACUUCAUACAAAAUUAUAGUAGAAAAGGCCAUGAGACACCUCAGCCUCAGCCAAACAGCAAAUACAAGACUAGCAUGUGUCGAGAUCUGCGACAGCAAGGGGGUUGUCCACGAGGAACAAAUUGUACAUUUGCCCAUUCUCAGGAAGAGCUUGAAAAGUAUCGAUUAAGGAACAAAAAGAUCAAUGCCACUGUAAGAACGUUUCCUCUUCUAAAUAAAGUUGGUGUAAACAACACUGUUACAACCACAGCCGGAAAUGUCAUUUCUGUCAUAGGAAGUACUGAAACAACAGGGAAAAUUGUUGCAAGUACAAAUGGAAUUUCAAAUGCAGAAAACAGUGUUUCCCAGCUAAUCUCACGUGGUACUGACAGUACCUUAAGAGCUCUGGAGACCGUGAAGAAAGUGGGAAAGGUUGGCACUAAUGGUCAGAAUGCUGCUGGGCCCUCUGCAGAUUCUGUAACUGAAAAUAAAAUUGGUUCUCCACCCAAGACUCCUGUAAGUAAUGUAGCAGCUACCUCAGCUGGGCCCUCUAAUGUUGGAACAGAGCUGAAUUCUGUGCCUCAAAAAUCCAGCCCAUUUCUAACUAGAGUACCAGUAUAUCCUCCGCAUUCUGAAAACGUUCAGUAUUUUCAAGAUCCAAGGACUCAGAUACCCUUUGAAGUCCCACAGUACCCACAGACAGGGUACUAUCCACCACCUCCAACGGUACCAGCUGGUGUGGCUCCCUGUGUUCCUCGCUUUGUGAGGUCCAAUAAUGUUCCAGAGUCCUCCCUCCCACCUGCUUCCAUGCCAUAUGCCGAUCAUUACAGUACAUUUUCCCCUCGAGAUCGAAUGAAUUCUUCUCCUUACCAACCUCCUCCUCCGCAGCCGUAUGGACCAGUUCCUCCAGUACCUUCUGGAAUGUACGCUCCUGUGUACGACAGCAGGCGCAUCUGGCGCCCACCUAUGUACCAACGAGAUGACAUUAUUAGAAGCAAUUCUUUACCUCCAAUGGAUGUGAUGCACUCAUCUGUCUAUCAGACAUCUUUGCGGGAAAGAUAUAACUCAUUAGAUGGGUAUUACUCGGUGGCUUGUCAGCCACCAAGUGAGCCAAGGACAACUGUGCCUUUACCAAGGGAACCUUGUGGUCAUUUGAAGACCAGUUGCGAGGAGCAGAUAAGAAGAAAGCCAGAUCAGUGGGCACAGUACCACACUCAGAAAGCACCUCUUGUCUCUUCAACUCUUCCUGUGGCAACACAGUCACCAACACCACCUUCUCCUCUAUUCAGUGUAGACUUUCGUGCGGAUUUCUCAGAGAGUGUGAGUGGUACAAAAUUUGAAGAAGAACAUCUUUCCCAUUAUUCUCCGUGGUCUUGUGGCACCAUAGGCUCCUGUAUAAAUGCCAUCGAUUCAGAGCCCAAAGAUGUAAUUGCUAAUUCAAAUGCUGUGUUAAUGGACCUGGACAGUGGCGAUGUUAAGAGAAGAGUACAUCUAUUUGAAACUCAGAGAAGGACAAAAGAAGAAGAUCCAAUAAUUCCCUUUAGUGAUGGACCCAUCAUCUCAAAAUGGGGUGCAAUUUCCAGAUCUUCCCGUACAGGAUACCAUACCACAGAUCCCGUCCAGGCCACUGCUUCCCAAGGAAGUGCAACUAAGCCCAUCAGUGUAUCAGAUUAUGUCCCUUAUGUCAAUGCUGUUGAUUCAAGGUGGAGUUCAUAUGGCAACGAGGCCACAUCAUCAGCACAUUAUAUUGAAAGGGACAGAUUCAUUGUUACUGAUUUGUCUGGUCAUAGAAAGCAUUCCAGUACUGGGGACCUUUUGAGCCUUGAACUUCAGCAGGCCAAGAGCAACUCAUUACUUCUUCAGAGAGAGGCCAAUGCUUUGGCCAUGCAACAGAAGUGGAAUUCCCUGGAUGAAGGCCGUCACCUUACCUUAAAUCUUUUAAGCAAGGAAAUUGAACUGAGAAAUGGAGAGUUACAGAGUGAUUAUACAGAAGAUGCAACAGAUACUAAACCUGAUAGGGAUAUCGAGUUAGAGCUUUCAGCACUUGAUACUGAUGAACCUGAUGGUCAAAGUGAACCAAUUGAAGAGAUCCUGGACAUACAGCUUGGCAUCAGUUCUCAAAAUGAUCAGUUGCUAAAUGGAACAGCAGUGGAAAAUGGGCAUCCAGUGCAGCAGCACCAAAAGGAGCCACCAAAGCAGAAGAAACAGAGUUUAGGUGAAGACCAUGUGAUUCUGGAGGAGCAAAAAACAAUUCUGCCAGUAACUUCUUGCUUUAGCCAGCCACUCGCAGUGUCUAUUAGCAAUGCAAGUUGCCUCCCCAUCACCACAUCUGUCAGUGUUGGCAACCUCAUUCUGAAAACUCAUGUCAUAUCUGAAGAUAAAAACGACUUUUUAAAACCUGUUGCAAAUGGGAAGAUGGUUAACAGCUGAAAGGAGGUUCAUCUUUCAAAUUUGUGACCACACCAUGGAAGCAUUUACACUAGCUUUUUAUAUAUAUAAUAUAUAUUAUAUAAUGUAUAUUUUUUUUAAAAAAAGAUAUUACUGGGGGCAUCCAUUUCCUGUGGACUCUUUGAUACUUCAAGCCCUCUUGCAUUAGCAUUAUGAAAAAAAAAAAAUUUACUUUACUAGGAUAACAUGUUCACUUUCCAGAAGUGAUUGGAAUUUGGACAACAUUUAACUUAAGCUUCAAGCAGCUUUUUAUGAGUUUGUAGCAAUCCGGUGCAGUAACUGAGCCAUUUCCUAUUUUAAAUGGCUUCUAUAGAAAAUUAACAACUCAGUUAUUAAACUAGCAGGAUCCUACAAUGAUACAUCUAGUGAAAGUAGACUUAGUUAACUUAUUUAUUUCUAUUUUAUGUUUCACUGAGAGAAGUUUCCAUCUCAUUCCAGCUGCUUUAUUUAUCUUUUUCAUGGAACUUUGCAUGGAUUUCUUUUUCUUUUUUUAAUUUUGAAGAGUGGAGUUAGAUGUUCUUACCAUAGAAUUUUACAGGGUUAUAUACUAGCUUUCUUUACUGCAUUAUAUGUAGGAGUGUGGUGCAGUGCUUUUAUCUGUAGCAUUUAAUUUUUUUUUAAUUUUCCAUUUUUCAAGAAUAAUUUCUGCUUUGUUAAUAUUUAUACACAGGCUACUUGUUGAAGUAAUUAAUUAAAAAUAUAACCAAGUGCCUAAGUCUUUCAGCUGAUGUACUAGAUAUUAAAUUCUCCUAAGUUAUGCAGAAUCGUUUUUACAAUUUUGAUAAAUUAUGCACUAAUGUAAUGGCAGUUUUUUAAAAUGCAGAUUUAAGCCUGUACAUUAUUGAAUCUGAUGACUUGGCAAAAGAAUCAGGUGCUUUCAGCUGUCUUGAGAAAACCCUGUAUGUAGCGUUUGCACUGACUAACAAGAUGGUAUUGCUGGGUUUUUAAUUUAAACUAAUUACUUUGGAUGUUCAUUGCAUUAUCUUGGUUAAAUAUUGUUUAUGUUACUUCAUGUUGGGGUUUAGUUUUUCUUGUUUUUUUGACUGUUAGGUUGAUAAGACUAUGAACCAUGUAAUAGUAGAACAUUGGCUAACAUUUAUUCAUACUUAAAAACAUGAAUAAUUUCUGCCUUGCUAAAAUGUGACUGAAAUGGUUUUGACUUGGUAUCUGAAAUUAUACAGUAUGUUCAACCAGUCAUGCCUCAGAUUUGUGAGAGGUAUUGUAUUGAAACCUAAAUUUCAGUCAACAUUUGAAAAGUAAAGCUGGGCAUUCCUUCCUGGUGAUCUUACCUAUAGUUUAUCUUUCUGUUUUUUGGGUAUUUUUUCUGUUUCUUUAAGAUUAGUUUGACUUUUAUUAUUUUUUUAAUUAACUUCUGUGAAGUUGUUUACUCUGAAAAUUGUACUGGAAUAUUUUAAGCCAAGCUGAUCUUUCACCAGGUGUACUGUAUGUAAGGGCUUUUCCUGCUAGCAAGAUGCUUAAACAGGAUCAUGUUAUUGGUCGUCUGAGCUAUUUAGUUGUUUUACAAAACCACAGCAUUGUAUCAGAUAAGAUUUUGAUAAAAAGUUUUGUGCACAUUUCCAGGGGCGGGAGGGUUGACAUUUCCCUGAAAUUUCUUGAUUAGAAUGAGUAAAUACUGGUGUUUGAUACCUGUCUUAAUGAACAUGCUCAUAAGGUGACUGAUAAGUUGUAAAUAUACCUGAGAAACAAAGGGGUAGUUUUGAUAUUCUGGUGUCAGUAUGGAAGAUCUUACACAUUUAUUUAAUACUCAAAUGUAUGAAGAUGUUUGUUUGUAGCAUAACAACAGCACAGUAGCCUUGAUUUAGUUUCCUUUGGUUAGUACUGUACCUUUUUGCCACGGCCAGUGCUCCCUAUCCCUACAAAGACAUUUUAUUUAUUUCACUCUGUAACCUGAAAUGAAUAGGAACAAGAGUUUUAAACCAUGUUACAUUAACUUAUUUCUGACAUUAUAAAUUAGCGUAGAAUAUUACAGGAACAUGAUUGUUAUAUAAUUUAUAUCAGAACCUUUCUAUAAAUAUGUGCUUAUUACAUUUGAAAUGCUUCCAAUGUACUUUAUUUGCUGUUUGUAAUUCCAAAAAGGAUAUGCAAACCAGUCUGUCUAUUUCAUGGAUAUUUAAUAGUGAGAUCUUCCAUGUUGAAGGUAAUGUAUUUUUUUUUAAGAUUUUAAAAUUGCUAUUUUGUUACAAAAUAGAGACCUAUUAACAGUUUGAGAGCUCCUUAUGUGCCCUCAGGGAAAGAACCCUCUGUGCAACAGAACUACACAAAACAUCUUCAGCACGUUCUGAGGGUGAAUAUAUACUACAUAAAUUGAUCUUGUGUAUUUAACCUUAUCUUUUUAAUUUUAAAAUUGAAAUUUUGAAACUUGGUUGUGCUCUGCUGGAGGGGGUUGGGAUAAACUGCUUAGAUGUUUGCCUACUUGUCCAGUGAAAUUACAUUUGCAUCAGUAUAUGUAUAUACCUGCCAACCUUAUUGGUAUGUCUCAGAACAUUUAUAUUAAAAUAAUGCUUGUCUUGCAGCAGGUGAGCCCAUAAAACAAUAACUCCCUGUUCUUAAAAACUUACUCUCUUUUUCACUAACAACAUGGGAAUUGUUUCUGUGUUGAAAUUAUUCUGUGUUGCAUCCAUUCUCUAUGUAGUGGUCACCUUCUGUCUGUCAUGGUGGGUUUAAUGUGAAGUAAAGCCGUUGGUUCUCUGCCACUUUCGAAGAAAGGGCAGUUCAUCUGACCCUUCUUCAGAAUGGUACCUGAUAUCAUCAAGGAAAACGUUACAAAUCAGACCUAGGAUAUGACUUCCUAAAAUUGAGGCAUUUCCUGUCAUUUGACCUUUUUACCAACAAGAUGUGAUGUACACGUUUGGAAUCAAAGGAUACAAAGCAACAAGAGAGGAAAUUUGUAAUGUGGGUAACCAAACUGUUUAUGUUACCUAUUGUCUAAUCAGAAAAAAUAGUCUGAGGUCUGGAAAGCAGGAAAGUGGUGGUUAUUUUCUUUCAUUUUUUGUUUUUUAAUUUCUAAGUUCCAUUCUGAAGUCCAUGUGCCCCAUUCAGUUACUGUGGGUGUAGCAUUAGUUUUUUUGUGGUUUCAUUUCAUUUUAUGAAUUCGGAGAAAUUUCCAUAUAUUUUUUUUCUAGUUGGUACCUGAACAAAGCAGAUUCCCUUGCCUUUGCUGCCAUGUCUUAUUUUCAAUGCCAUGUGGUAAACCAGUGUCAUACAUGAAAGUUGUGCAUUGUAAUUUUCAAAAAAAAGGGAGUUCAUUAGGCCAGUGACACUGAUUUUUCUUUCCCAUCAUAGCUAUUUAUUCUAGUAAAAGGAUAAUAAAAGAAACUUCCUAUACAAGAACUGAAAUUUUCCAUUUGUAUGGAUCUAGUCACUUUCAUUCUGAUUUCAAGUGAAGUAUAUAAAGCACAUCCCAAUUUUAUAUGCUACCUUGAGAAAAUUACAGGAUGCACUGCAAUUUAUAGGAAUUUCAAAUGGGAUCAUUAAAACAUUUAAAAAAUUAUUUUAAAAACCAUCUAGCUUGCUUUUGGAUUUUAGACAUUAAAGCCUAUGUUGUCUUGUUAACAGGGGUGGAAUUUAUAACAAUCAGAUUCAGCAUGUGAUUUCACCUUUGAAUCUGAGCAUUUCCUCCCUGUCUUCUUUGAGUCAUUUUCUGAGCAGACUGUCACCAGUAUUGAUAACUAAGCAUUAAUGGGUAAAGUUGCAUUGCAACUAUGCAUUGGUUUCCUGGAAGAACUUUUCUUUUGUUUUAGUGAACGAAGAGGCUUGAUGGGAUCACUUACUGUAACUCCUUCUACAUAAGGACCCCUUCUGCAAGCAGAACACGAAAGAACAUGCUCAAGGAGUAUCCCAUUUUCUGGAUAAUUUGAAUAAGUUUGCUAGUAAUGUCUUUAUACUAGCGGCUUCCUUGUAUCCUUUUGCUGGCAAGGGAAUACAAGGAGUCAAGGCCAUAGAUCAAAACACCCCACAUUUGAGUGGAGGCUUAUUUUUACUCCAAGAGCAAUUAUUCCCCUCGAGUCUAAAAUUGGCAGUUUUUUUGUUUUUUAAAUAAAAAAUUUAAAAUAGCCCCAAACCAGUGGAACACAGACACUGGCUGCACUUAGUACUGCCAAAAGCCAAGGUCAUUUGCACAUACUCCAUCAACCUGUCAAGAAUUAGGCCUCACUUUAUAACCCAAGGCAUGGAAGUGCAUGCAUUCUCUUAGCUGGGCAAACAAUUAUACUGUAGUUGUGAUACAACACAUGUGGCUUUUAUUUGUACUGCACAUAUCCACUGUACAGCCACUUGGGAGUAUCGUGGUUAGCUUGCAGCAACUGCUGUCUGCAUUUAUACUGUUUAUUGCAUAUUCUUUUCCCUGGAAGUGAAAGAGAAAUGUUUUUCUUGUUGCAUUGAUUACAUUUUAUAAAUUUGCUUAGCUGGAAAGUUUGGGAAAAGAGGCCUGUUUGUCAAUUGUACAACCGAUUGUGAAGCUCUAGUGUGAAUAUUUUUACGUCUGUAUUAGACAUUUUCUUUGCAAAUCUAUUGUUCGAUUGAAAUGUAAAUGAAAUUAAAGAUGGUGUACACCCAUCAUGUAAAAAGCAGGCACCAUCUCUAAGAUGGAUUUAAUGCUCAUUUUUAAGGCAUAUACUCAGCUUCUAUUUAAAACUAUAAUUUAAAAUAAUUCUGUACAAUGAAAUGGGAAAUAUAUAUGGGAAUAAAUUCUAUUCCAUUUAUUUCAAUUUGAAUUUCCAAAUUGUAAUGUUUCCCUUUGUGCUAUAGUAAUAGGAUUAAAUGGGGGAAGACUAGGAUUUAUAAGGCCUGUAUAUGGGGGGAGGGCAGAGAUGGAACAAUGAGGGUUGUGAUGAUAGUGAAUAGCAAAGAGUGAAUUCUGUGUGUUUUUGCUGUAGCACUGAAGUGAAGAGAUAUUAGCUUUGGCUGUUCACAAAAUAGAGCAUCAUGAUUUUCAGUGUUUGAGAGAAAAUUGAUGGAAAAAGUUUGCAGUACUUGACAUGUAUUUGCAUGCACAAAAUAAAAUUAUUUGUCCACCUUAAAAA
Sapajus apella (tufted capuchin) is the source of this 9553-nucleotide messenger RNA. RefSeq names its product ring finger and CCCH-type domains 2 (gene RC3H2). The coding region runs from base 918 to 4493 and encodes 1191 amino acids. Lineage: Eukaryota; Metazoa; Chordata; Mammalia; Primates; Cebidae. The record is from RefSeq and is a predicted model, not a curated record. The transcript is spliced from 20 exons. Gene Ontology annotation, molecular function: metal ion binding.